Messenger RNA from Vitrella brassicaformis, 1978 nucleotides. Lineage: Eukaryota; Vitrellaceae. The record is from the annotation of a GenBank genome assembly.
AUGUCCUUCCUGUGUGUGUAUUCUUGCCUUCAGGAAGUGCUCGUUGCGCGUGGCUGCCGACAGUCACUCAAGCAGCUGCACGUGCGCUUUGGUUCCUUCUACCGCAUCGACCGCCACACCUUUCCCGUCUUGCUGGCCCUGGACCGGCUGGUCGGCGCGUGCUGCCGACAGGACGCCCCACUCACCUUUGAGUCCCCAGACGCCAUAUUUGACCUCGCCAUCUUCUACCACACCGAAUUCCCCACCGACCCGUCACCCUCAUUUAAGACCAUGAUCCAACAGCUGGCCCAGCAGGCCACAUCGGUGGAGUACCUCUUCACUCAGGACGGCCUCGCCGACCCGCACACCGACCCGAGCCAACCGGCCAUCGACAUUGCGUCCAGCCUCUCAUUCGACGAGGCCGUGUGGGUUGAGGUCAGGGAUGCCCUCGGCUUCCAUCCCCCGGCCAACACCCCAUCGCCCCGUCCCACCAUCAUCACCCACCUCAAGCCAUUCCCGAAAGCCUCACAGCUGGUCGUCGCGAGCGGAUUGGGUGGUGCUGUUGGCGAGCUGCUGGCCGCCAAGAUGCCCAAGGAGGUGCGGGGGGUGGACGUCGAAAGGGGGUUGGGUGGUGAGGAGAAGGUGGGUGUGUUGACGGCGCUGGGGAGGGAGAGGGAGGUGGAUACGGUGGUGAUGGGGGAGGUCGGGGUCGACCAGCUGGUGGGGGCGGCCGACAGCUUGCCGACUAUCAAACGACUACAAUUCAACAUCACACGUACGCCGGGAGAGGAUGGCAGUGUGUCCUUCCGUUCUCAUCUCUCCCGUGUGUGUGUUCCCCUUCAGUGCCCGAUGAUGUGGAGGACACGGGCAGCUUCGUCCGCACCCGCCUCUCGUCGGUCAUCCCGCACAUCAGGGGCCUCCAGGGCGUCACGCUGCGGGUCCAAAAGACGACAGCUGAGCAGCAUGAUUCCAUCACCGCGUCCCUCCCUGUGGGCGUCAACAUCGGUGCCUUCUGCGUCUCAAUCAGAAACGUGCACCGCGGGAGGGACUUCACGAGCAUUCAUCUAGUCCUCAAUGCCUAAAGGUGAGUGAACGGCGUUCAUUCAAACGAAGGUCGGUCUGAUUGUGUGACCAUCUUCACGUCUGUCUGUGUGUGCAGGGUGGUGGUGGUCGUGUCUGUCAGGCCGACCAUUGUGUGUGGUGGAUCAUUCGCAGCGGAGGGGCAGUGGGACCCUUCUUAGCUGACGACAUUCACUGGCUGCAUAGCAUAGCUGCGAUGUGUGUGUGUGUGUGUGUGUAUGUGUGGGUGCAUGGCUGUACAGAUUGCCGGACGGGAACCGCCUGAUGCGGGCGUGGGAGUGAGCACAUCACACACAGACUCCUGCUGUGUGUGGUGGUGCUGCAUGAUGGAUGCGUCGAUGGUAUAUCUCGCUCGUCUGUCUGUCUGUUUGUCUCUUGGCAUUUGCUCGUAUCAGUGUGCCUGCUUGCCUGCCUGCCUGUCUGCCUCGCUCGAUCCUUUGUGCCGUCUGGCCCCUUCCUCUCCUCAGUCCCCCUUAGUGGCAGACAGCAGCGGCAGAGGGGAGAUGGACGAGCACAGGAAGGCAAGGCACACACACGGUGGGCAGAUUCAAGUGUGAGGGCGGUAGCCGCCGAUUGGGGACCCGCGCACACACAAACAGACAGACAGACAGCCACACAAACAGACAGACAGCCACACAAACAGACAGACAGAGAGACAAUCAGACAGACGGAGAGACAAAUGGAUGUCUUUGCUCGCCAUGAAUGAGAGAGACGGUGCGCCUGUCCGUUGGUUGGGCGUGUUGCACUUUUGUGUUUGCGAUGGACGGAAUGCCCGGCUGUUGUCAGAAGUGAAGAGCCUUCGCUGAUCGCAUCCGCCCAGAACGAACACGCCGACAUCACACGGCGUCUUCCUGUCUAUCUCUUCUGACGCGCUCGCUAGAUGAGAGACAUCAGAGCUUUGCAAUGGUUUGCAAUGAAC